Suillus plorans is the source of this 2070-nucleotide messenger RNA. RefSeq lists its product as uncharacterized. Bases 1 to 2070 code for a protein of 689 amino acids. The record is from RefSeq and is a predicted model, not a curated record. Lineage: Eukaryota; Fungi; Basidiomycota; Agaricomycetes; Boletales; Suillaceae. The transcript has 7 exons.
AUGUCUUCAGACUGGACCAGUAGCUUCAGAGCUAUCCUUGUUAGUUAUAAAUCCAAGUUCUUGGCUGCCAAAGAUUCAAAGUCGGAGCGGUCUCAUGUGAUCAAGAAAAUUCGAAAGGCCAUAGUUGCAGCUCACAAGGAACAAGGCGAACAAGUGCCUUUGCCAAGUCCUUUGAAGAAGGCAAUCAAGAAAUACUACGGACAAAAACCUGACGAAGAAGAAUCUGAUGAGGAAGGAGCUGCAAAGGCAAGGGAGAUUAGUGCCCGUCCAAAGGAAGCUGCUUUCUAUAAGAAAAAGCUGACCGACUGGGACGUGGCUCAGAGAUUGUUUAAACAAGAAAUGGAUGAAUUCGACAAGGCAGAGCAGGUGAGAAAAGGUGUGAAGGAUCCCAUCAAGUUUCGUACUUGUCAUGCGCGAGAAUGGUUCAACCAAAUGUCAUUGACACAGAAGAAAGAAGUCGAUUAUGCACGAGAGAAGUGGAACACAGAGGGGGCACCAGAAGAAAGCCAGGUUAUGUAUCGUAAGAAUAAUCUCAAGAAAGUCCUUGAAGAUUUUUCUGAACAACUCCGUCGAACUAUGGGUUGCCAAGUCGUGAUGCUUGUCAGUCACAAAAAACAAGCAAAUCAGACAUUGAAUGUCACCUUACAUGAAUCUCAGCCUAGGAAUGUCAAAAAAAGUUUCUCUGUCAGCUCAGACAGUAUCAAAGAGUGGACUUCAACUGGGUUCGAGUUUUUUGCUGAGUGGGCGAAGGGCGAAUUUUACCCAACAGCUGAUCAAGACGACAAGGAAGAGGAGGAACAUGGACUACCUGAACUCAUUUUGGACGAUGAAGGCUAUGCCCAACUUCCUUCUUGCGAUGGUAUCAGACUCAAGGAUCAACAAGAACUCGUAUGUAUGAUUUUUCAUGCUGCAUACAAAGUUUUCACUGGCAGUAGUAAGCCUGUGCCCUGGCGUACCAUCACUCCUUGUCCGUCACAGUAUUUGGCGGCUAGUUCUGUUCCAGAUAAUCUUCUCAUCUGUGACCCCUCUCACAUGAGAUCGAAGGAUAUCAGUGUCAUCUGGAGGUAUUGGGAGAGUCGGAGCACGGCAAACAAGAGGCUUGUCUCUUUUAUCAAGGCAAGACCAUCGGACAUGAGACACAGUAAAAGGGACAAAGCAAGUUCCAGGAAGGUGAAACCAUAUGACGAAGUUACCUCUGAAGAAGAACAGCAUAGUCUAGCUGGACUGGGUGCUACUUUAGCUGUAGCAUCACCAGCUGAGGUUUCACUUGACCGUCGUUUUGAAUUUUUAGAUGCUCUCAGCACUGAUAGCUCUUACCUGGAGCUCGUAGAUGCAGUCAAGGAUCUUGCUAACAUGACGGAAAAAUUUCCGAUACCACAAGAGGAGCUUGACUUACCUCCAUGGGUUGAUUGGCAUUGUGGAGAGUCUUACCUUCCUGAGUAUCUGCACAGGUCACAGGACAUGGUGAUGGCCAGCUUGGAGCUAUUGACAAAUGCCUCAAUCAGGUCUUCGCACUCAGCUGCCCUAGUGGUCUUGGGCCUGGGUUUGAUUUUGAGAGACUGCAAACGAGUCAUAGAGUAUGAAGAAGAGGAGGCCCUACCUGGUACCCCCUCCUACUUGGCCAGUUCAAUCAUGGACCUCCAAUGUAUGAUUAAGGUGGACAGUGCAAUCAGCCACACUGCAAGCUCCAUUGUAGGCCUCAUUGAGUUGGCGAUGAAGGCUACAUCAGGUAACUUUAAUGACAGUGAUCAGGGGGAAAUGGGGGGAGUUGAUGGUGAGGACAAGGACCAGGAGGAGGACGAGGAAGAGGAUAAGGAAGAAGAAGAGGACAAGGACAAGGAAGAGAAGGAGAAGGAGAAGGACCAGGAUGAUGAGCAGGAGGAGGUGACAGGAGAUUCGGAUGUGCAGAUGCAGGAGGUGGAGAAGGACGACAAGGCAGGCAAAUCCAAAGGGAAGAAAAGGGUGAGAAACCAGACUUCCUCAGUGAAGACUAAGAAGGCCAGGAUUGAAGAGGAACCAAUUCGUCGGUCCACCAGAUCUAGGCAACCCUCUAGGAAGAAUAUUCUUUAG